Tetrahymena thermophila SB210 is the source of this 369-nucleotide messenger RNA. RefSeq lists its product as hypothetical. The transcript has 2 exons. NCBI's taxonomy places the organism in Eukaryota, Ciliophora, Oligohymenophorea, Hymenostomatida, Tetrahymenidae. The record is from RefSeq and is a predicted model, not a curated record.
AUGCUUGUCAAAGUGAUUCAACUAGUUGCGAACUUUCUUAUCAAUAGAUAAGUCCAGGAUUAGAUUCUACAUGCUGAUUGCUAAAUUGUUAAUUUGCAUUUAUAAAAAUUUUCAAAAAUAAAAGCGAACUGUGUUAAAAUCUCUAAAGAAAACAAGCAAAGUUAUAAUUUAAAAAAGAGAAUCUUACAAGUUCAAAAGUAAAGAAAUCUAUAAAAAAAGAGUUUUUUUGAAUCAAAUACAAAUAAAUAUAGAUGGAUGAUUGGAUAUAAAUAAAUAAAUAUAAAUGAGAGUGAAAUGAUUAAAAUUGAACAAUUAACAAUUGGUCAAUUAAUAAUUAAUUAAAAAUGUGGAAAAUUAGAAGAAAAAUGA